Messenger RNA from Lottia gigantea (owl limpet), 1836 nucleotides. RefSeq lists its product as hypothetical. Gene Ontology annotation, molecular function: DNA-directed DNA polymerase activity; nucleotide binding; DNA binding. The record is from RefSeq and is a predicted model, not a curated record. The transcript is spliced from 2 exons. NCBI's taxonomy places the organism in Eukaryota, Metazoa, Mollusca, Gastropoda, Lottiidae. Gene Ontology annotation, biological process: DNA replication. Bases 1 to 1836 code for a protein of 611 amino acids.
AUGGGGAAAUUCUUCCAAUCUUCCCGCGAAUUUGAGAAAGAUUGCCGACGUAGAUAUCCUAAAUACACGCGAGACAACUGGGAGGAAUUGAGACACGAAUGGGAACCUUACGCUAAGAGAGACACUUUCUGUUUGGGUGCUUGUUUGAUAAAAUACAACCAAGUCACGAAAGAAGUUGUAAACCAAAAUAUGUCCAAUAAUCUAACGGCUCCAUCUUUAUCUUUAAAGGGUUGGUAUUAUUUAUAUCAUUACGAUAAAGAAAUGGUGGAAGAAGAAUGGUAUGAAACUACUAGAAUGGUUGCGAAACAUACCGAAAAAGAAAAUAUAGAAAAAGUUUAUUCGCACACUAAUCCUUUUAUAAGAAAUUUUAUCAGACGAUCUAUUAAAGGAGGAAGAGUUUCGGCAAAUAGAAAAUCAUUUGAAACGAACAAAAUGGAUGAAAUUUGUAACGUAUUAAAGGAAUAUAUUUCACAAAAAUACAGCGCAAGCACAAAAGACAAAACGGAAGUUCUUUCGAGACUUAAAAAAAUAGAAUGUACUAAACUAAUGGCAUUUGAUGCUAACGGUUUAUACGCUUCCGCCAUGUCGGAUUUAGACAGUGAAUAUCCGAGAGCCGAAAGUGGAAGACCGUUUCUACCACUAGAAGAAAAAGAAUUUGUAAAACUCUUCAAUAAACAAAAAUUCAGACCUAGAACAGCUAUUUUAACAGUGUGGUUUGACUAUCCCAAAAACACGUUCUUCCAACCGAUAUCAGCUAAAGAUAAAAUCACUUUCACGAAUAAAGAAGGUAAAAAGGAAACGGGUAACAAAAUCAGGUUCAGAAAUGGUUUCUGUCACGACGUUUUAACAUCGGUCGAUAUUCAAGAAAUAGUGAAAGCCGGUGGACGAAUUAUUAGAAUAUUAGAUGGUAUAGUUUACGAAGAAAAUUUUAAAACUCCACCCUAUAGAGAUUAUAUUUUAAUUUUGAGAGAUUUAAGAAAUAAAUAUAAACGAGAAGGUAAUAUCGUGGGUAGUAAUUGCAUGAAAUUAUUAGGUAAUUCCUUGUAUGGUAAAUCAAUUCAGAAAGACAUAUUCACAACUAGACAUUUAUGGAAUGAAGCAACUUUACAGGCCAACUUUGAUUCACGCGUUAAAACCUAUGAGAAAAUUAAUGAUACUCAAUAUAUUGUUGAAACAGAAAUUGAAGAAAAAGAGAUUACUAUCGAAGACAGUAAAUCUACACGACUAACACCUAGUCAUUUGGGGUCAUUCGUUUUAUCUCACAGUAAAAAAAUAAUGAACAAUUUCAUUCACGUCAUAAAUGGAUUUUAUAAACCCGAAAUAUACUAUACCGACACCGAUAGUUUGUACAUUUCAUCCAAAAAUUGGAAAAAACUAAACAGAGCUGGUUUGGUCUCCGAAAAAGACUAUUGCAAAGGUAAAAACGAUUACGGUGACGGUGGAAUUAUAUUUGGUUUAUAUUUAGCACCAAAAGUCAAAUACAACAUCGUUCUAACUUCUGAUGGUGUUUUAAAAGAAAAGAAAACGUUUAAAGGUUAUUCUAAUGAUAAGAUAAGUGUAGAAGAUUACGUUCAGUUAGCAAGCGGACAUGAUGUGUCGAACGAAUUUAAUAAACCAUGGGAAAAAAGUUUCACCAAUGGGGUAGUUAUUCCAAAUGAUAAACAAACUAAAGUUUUUAGAAGUUAUUUGAAUAAUGUUAAAAGAAAACCACCAAACAGUGAAGGAAUUAUGUAUCCUUACAACGACAAAGAUGAGUAUAGUUUUGACGAAAACUAUGAAUUUGAUGAUUUCGAUUAUCUUUCUAAUCAAGAAGAGAAUGAAGAUUGUUUUAAAUGA